Solea senegalensis (Senegalese sole) is the source of this 3130-nucleotide messenger RNA. Its product is annotated as zinc finger protein 184-like. Lineage: Eukaryota; Metazoa; Chordata; Actinopteri; Pleuronectiformes; Soleidae. Bases 1 to 2949 code for a protein of 982 amino acids. The transcript has 9 exons. The record is from RefSeq and is a predicted model, not a curated record. Gene Ontology annotation, biological process: regulation of DNA-templated transcription. Gene Ontology annotation, molecular function: RNA polymerase II cis-regulatory region sequence-specific DNA binding; DNA-binding transcription factor activity, RNA polymerase II-specific.
AUGGUUAGUAGUUUACCUUUUAAUUUGAAGUCUGUGGGAAAAGAAACAACAUCCGGCGAGCCAGGCCUCCCUCUUGCCUCUCUUCGCCUCUUGGUGCCCCCGCUGCAGCUCCUGUCUGCUGCCAUGUGGCAGCUGGCGAAGCAGAAGGAUGUGACGAGUUAUGAGAAGCUGCAGGAGUUUGUGUUUAUGGUGACGGAGGCAGUUCCCGGGCUCAUCAACCACAGACAGAGAGCCCAGCUCGUUCUGGGUCUGAGAGCAAGGUUGGUUCUGGAGCUUUGCAAAGGAUCAGCACGAGGUUCUGUAGACUCUCAACUGAUCCAGAGCCACUUGGACCGACUCCCCAUAACCUCUGCAAACACAGAAUGCAGGGAUGCAGAGGUGAAAACCACAGAGUACACGUUCAUAGCACUUGUUCGGAGCCUCCUCAAAGAUCCUGUGGAGAGAGCGUACUUCUUCCAGGAGAUUUUCCCAGUGGAAUACGGGCCUCAGUAUGACGCAGCUCUACAUGUCUUAUUAUGGGAGUUGCUCUCAAAACUGGAAAAGCUGUUGCCGGUACCGGACCUUAAACAGACGGCGGCGUGGCUCGGUUCUGCUCCCUCUGUCUUAGAGGAAUGUGUUCAGACUUCAGACUUCAGACCUCAGGAGCUGGACUCCACCUUCCAACACUACAAGAGCUCCGGACUGUUGAAAGUGCCGCAUGGGCCUUCAUCCACCAUCGGCAGCUGCAUCAUGUCGGCUUUGUCCAUCCCUCCCUCACAAAAGACAAGCGUCUCCAUGGGAUUGGAGUCCAUCCAUAACUACGCUAACGUGACUUUAGCAGAAGUGGACCGGUACAGCGUCGCGAGCGUCUACACCGAGGUGGAAGCCGGAGCGUCUGACGCGAUGGAGUCGGCUGAGCUCCAGGUUCACACAGAUUUCUACGAGGAGGAGAUCGUGGCUGUGAGUGUGGAUCCCGUCGGCGAUGACGAGGGUGUGAGCUCCAGAGCGGAGGACGCGAGUGAAACUGUGGAUGUUGAAAAAGCACUGGAGACUCUGACAAAGACUUUUGCUCUCAGGAAGGAGAGCCUCGGUCAAGAUGUGCUGACAGGAAAGAGCAGUGACCAGUUUGUUUCUGUAGACGCCGCAGAUGACGGGAAAACUCAUGACGACACAGAAACCAUUGAAGGAAUGAAGGAGAAUCUGGAGGCUGGAGACACAGAGAGCUGCAUCAUCUCCUCUGCCACAGAAGUGAAGGCUCGCCAUGAAUCCUCCACAGAUGUCAACAGAACUGAACCUCUGUGGACGAGUUCGGCUAACGUCCGCAGAUCCUCUCGUCUCCACAUGAAGACGCCGUCGAGUUGUCGGGGGAUACGCGCGUUCAAGACGCUGCCAGAGGAAAUCGCACCGGAACCAACAAUGAGCAAAGGGUUCUUAUCCGUCGCCUCCUCUGUGAUCGCGAUCAAAGGACGGGACAAAGGUGAUUCAGAUGAAAUGACCUCCUUCAUCUUCACCUGUUCUCAGUGUCUCUUCCACAGCGCUGAUGAAAGCAGCCCUCCUCACUUCCACAUGCAGAGCGUUCCCACAGAGGAGUACAGGACUCUCUCGCGAGCUGGAUUUACUCCGUGUCCUCGCAGCACUGAUGAAAUAUUCACGUCCAUUAAACUUUUCCCCAACGCAAACCCAGCGCUGUCGUGUGACGACAGAAGCAAAGUAAACGACGGUCAGUCACUGAGCAGACGGAAGGCUCUCACGUGUGAGACGUGCAGUAAGACGUUCACCCGCACGUCAGACGUCCGCAGACACCAGCUCACGCACACGGGAGAGAGACCGUUCCAUUGUUCCAGGUGUGAGCGAACGUUCCAGCACUCGUGGGACCUGACCAAGCACGAGAGCAAAGAUCACGGCGCGGCCAUUUCCUUCUCCUGCCCGCUGUGCCGCAGCGCCUUCGCCAACCUCCGCGCGUUGACCGUGCACCACAAGAAGACUCACUCUGAGGAGAGCCAGCUGCCGCACAUCUGCUCCAUCUGCAGCCAGAGCUUUGCCACUUCCUCUGAGCUGCUCGAGCACAGGAAGUCCCACGUGAGCAACAAGCGCUACAUCUGCCAGCAGUGCGGCGAGGGCUUCGACUCCCUGCUCUCGCGCUCGCAGCACCGGCAGACACACCGGGUCAAGCAUCAGUUCAAGUGUCCACAUUGUGACAAGACCUUCACUCGAAGGUCUGACGUGAAGAGACAUCUGUCCACUCACACCGGGGAGUGUCCUUACCAGUGCGAGCAGUGCAACAAACGCUUCUCCCUCCACUUCAUGCUCAUGAAACACCUCCGCGUCCACAGCGGUGAGCGUCCGUUCCAGUGCUCCCACUGUCCAAAGAGGUUCACGCUGGUGUCGGUGCUGGCCAGACACGAGCGCAUGCACACCGGGGACAAACCGUUCCUCUGCUCCCAGUGUGGCAAAGGUUUUCUGUCGCGAGGGGAACUGUCCAAACACCACCGCUCACACGUGGACGACAGACCUUUCUCCUGCCCUCAGUGCGACAAACGCUUCAAGAGCAAGAAAACGCAGCGGGAGCACAUCGUGUCGCACAGCGGCGCUCGCCCGUACCCCUGCACCUACUGCGGCAAAGGCUUCACCAAACCGUACGCGCUGACCAGACACAACCUCAUUCACACAGGAGAGAGGCCGUUCCCCUGCGGACACUGCGACAAGUCCUUCCUCACGCUCAGCGAGGCUCAGCUGCACCAGAGGAUCCACACGGGCGAGCGGCCGUAUCCCUGCACCGUCUGUCAACUGAGAUUUAAGAGCUCGUCAGAGCUGGCGCGACACAGACGCAGCCACGCGGCGCCAAAGACGCCGAAGACGCGCUGCGAGCGCUGCAUGAAGACAUUCACGUCCAACGCCAAGCUGAAGAAACACAUGGAGACGCACAGGGAGGAGGACAGAGCAGUUCAGUCUGUGGAAGCAGAUCUGUGAGCAAAUGACACUGACGCUGUAUUUUUACUUCACGAGAGAACAUUUCUGUAGAUCUGUGAGAAACUGAGUUUGAAAGAUUCCUAAGACAUGGUUAGGACAGAACCAUGUGGUUUUAUGUCAGCAGUUCUACUUUGAAAUGGAGAAAUAAAUUCAUAUGCAACCAUGUAUGAAGAAAAACUAA